Molecule: messenger RNA, 407 nt
Organism: Candidula unifasciata
Lineage: Eukaryota; Metazoa; Mollusca; Gastropoda; Stylommatophora; Geomitridae
Source: the annotation of a GenBank genome assembly
AUAUUCCCAAGUUUCUCAAGUCGGAGCUAGCAGCCAGCCUGUUGGAUCUGAUGCAACAACUUCUGGCCCGUGGGAAAGUCCGCCAGGUGGCCGUCCUUGAGCAGGCUAACUGCUGCAUGCUGACCUCACUGCCCACCUGGCACCUGGCCCACAGAGACCAGAUCGGGCUGGUUAAAGCCGCCACGAGCAGCCUGGAGACCAUGUUUAAGAUUUCCGUGGAGAAAGAGUUCUACACCUGUUUCAAACAUGGCACCGACAAGAUCGUCUGCCACUCUGGCGACAGCGUUCUGGUGGCGCAGACGACACACUCCUGCGUGGUGGUGGGGGUGGCUAGCGACCACAUCCCUGGCUCCUGUCUGUACGAAGUGUCCGAACUAGCCCGCGCCCUGCUGGACAAAGGCUGGUAG